Messenger RNA from Talaromyces amestolkiae, 603 nucleotides. RefSeq lists its product as uncharacterized. Gene Ontology annotation, cellular component: mitochondrion. The record is from RefSeq and is a predicted model, not a curated record. Bases 1 to 603 code for a protein of 200 amino acids. Gene Ontology annotation, molecular function: protein-folding chaperone binding; zinc ion binding. The transcript has a single exon. Gene Ontology annotation, biological process: protein import into mitochondrial matrix; protein stabilization; protein folding. Lineage: Eukaryota; Fungi; Ascomycota; Eurotiomycetes; Eurotiales; Trichocomaceae.
AUGCGCUCACCAACUACUCUCCUCCGUCUUUUCCGCACCUCAAGCGGCCAUCUCCCCCGAACUCGGAUUUCAAUCAAAGUUCCAUCUCCUUUCAGCACCUACAACCCAUUAUCACUCUCCUCGAGAGCCAGCACUUUAUACGCGUACAACACCCGAAGAUACAACUCCAGCUCCUCCGACGCAGCAGACCCCAAUCUACGACCACUAACCGACCGCGUACCCAGCGCAUCUACCGACGCAGCCAACGCCGAACAAAACGCCGCACGGAGAGCAGAAGAACCAGCUUAUCGUAUUGUAUUCACAUGCAAGCCCUGCGGUGAACGGUCGGAUCAUCAAAUGUCCAAGCAUGGAUAUCACAAGGGCACAGUGUUGAUUACGUGCCCGUCAUGCAGCGCGCGCCACGUUAUUAGUGAUCAUCUCGGGAUAUUUAUGGAUGAGAAGAGUUCGUUGGAGGAUAUCUUGGGUACGAAGGGUAUGAGGAUUACCAAGGGCGUUUUGAAUGACGAUUUGGAGAUUUGGGAGGAUGGGUCUGUGUAUAAGGCUGGGUCGAAUAAGGAGGGUGUUGAUAUCAGCUCGGAUGUCAGUCCCAAGGAGACGCCUUGA